Messenger RNA from Prosopis cineraria, 2195 nucleotides. RefSeq lists its product as uncharacterized. The record is from RefSeq and is a predicted model, not a curated record. NCBI's taxonomy places the organism in Eukaryota, Viridiplantae, Streptophyta, Magnoliopsida, Fabales, Fabaceae. The transcript has 5 exons. The coding region runs from base 150 to 1496 and encodes 448 amino acids.
UCUUAAGCUUUUAAGUUUUAACUCAGUCUCCGUCUCUCCGAAGAGCUUCCUGUAAAGCAAAUUCGGAAAUUCCACACAAAUUGCUCUGAAACAUUGAGCCCAGGUCUUCUUCUUUCCAGUUUCCUCAGUGAUCAUAGCUUUCCGGGUGAAUGGACCAUGAUAUAUGUCGCUGGAUACUAGAGUUUUUGCUUAGGAGUUCCAUACCAGAUUCCAUCGUCAAGAAAAUCUUCAAGCUUUUGCCUUUCUCUGAUGUCGAUUCGCGGCUGAGGAAAACAUUGGUUCUUAGGGAUGUUCAAUCCGAGGUGGCUGCGGCUUCCCUUACAGAAAACCUAUUAGCCUGUUUAGAGGUUAUUGAAGAAAUAAAUAAGCUCGAUGGCAUUGCAAUCACAACAGCGAUGAAGGAGGCAUAUUGUGCUGUUGCCGUGCAGUGCACCGUCAAGUACCUUGAUGCUUGCCCGCAUAAGAACACUAACGGCUUGUUUGACGAUGCUGUAAAUAGGAUUUGGAGGGGCCGAGUUCGCAAGAUGAUGGAGGCGGUGGCAUCAGGGAUGAGGAUUGAAUUGCUUACGGCGGAGUUGAUAGGUUGGAAGGACGUCAUAGAGUCUUGCCGUUGGGAUGAAGAGGUGUGCCAGAUUUUAACGAAGACUAAUACAAAAGAACAUGCACUCGAUAAGGUGAGGGUCUAUCUAAAAGAAACUUGGGCAUCCAUGGGCCCUUCUUUUCUAGAGCUAGCAGCUGCAUCUACUAUUGGCGGAAGUCAGGCAUUGGGUGGCACUGACAUGCCUCAGAGGAUAAAUAGAGCGGCAAUUCAAAAGGGCAAGCUGCCGCUUGAACAUGAUCACGGUCUACCCCAUACACGUAGAGGAGUUCAUUUUACCGUUGCUGAGAAAGCAGGGCCAACGACUAUGUGCAGCGAAGAUCACAGUGCAUCUACUAUUCAAGUCAAAAAACUUCGGAAAUCUCUCAUAUCAAGUUCUUUGGACUUGCAAGCAGUGGUGAAGGAUCCUCUUCCUGAUGCAGUACAUAAUUCUGACAUUGUGGGAUCUGAAUUAGCAUCAAAGGGUGUGAAUCGUGAGCCUCCUUUUGAAAACCAGAGCGCAGUUGUAGAUGCACCGGAACAAAAUACUUGCAAGAGCAUGGUGCUUUAUCAACCUAUUGAUGAUAUUUUAAAGAAACAAUAUUCUGCUGAUUGUAGUAAUGUUCAGCGUCCCAGCUUGAUGCAACGAAAUAGUACUGCCCAUACUUAUAAGCAGGAUGAUUCGUUUAAUGACUUGCCUGGGGGAAGCCCUAAGAAAAGGAGGAGACAGGGAAAAUGGAGUUCUGAAGAAGAGGAUGCAUUAAGGGCUGGUGUAAAGAAGUUUGGCAAAGGAAAUUGGAGGUCAAUCCGAAAAUUUUACAGUGAGAUAUUUACGAAGACAGGAAGAACAGAAGUUGAUUUGAAGGAUAAAUGGAGAAACUUGACGCGUUUGGACACUUCAGGAAGUAUUUUGAUUUGAAGAGUAAGAGAAGACAGUUAUUGAUGUUAAUGAAGCUGCUCAACCAUCCUGUUUUUGGCGUCUGAACUCUAAAGGUGAAUUUUCUGUGAAAUCAGCCUGCACAGCUUAUCAAUCCUUAGGUUGGAAUGAACCAGACGAGGAGUGGAAGCUCAUAUGGAAGUUACCUGUUGCUCAACGUGUCAGAACUUUUAUUUUUUUUUUUUAAUGUUCAAAGGAAAGCUCCUCACUAACUCUGAGAGACUGCGUAGAAGGGUGACUGAUGAUCAACAGUGCUCCCUUUGUAACAGUCCUAUUGAAAGCGUCAAUCAUGUCUUCAAAGAGUGUCCCUUUGCCGCUAACGUCUUGAGGAAAAUUCUGCAAAAUGUUAUCUACAAGGAUUUCUCUGAGGACAAUGUUGAUAUGUGGUCGCUUAGCAUACUGAAGUCUUCACGCCUGGACACCUCUUGGGUAGUUGGAAUCAGCAUUGUAUGUUGGAAGCUUUGAGAAGUUAGGAACGAACGUGUAUUUACUGAUGCCACGUUUGCUGUAGAUAAUUUACUGGUACAGAUUAGAGCCAUACUCAAUCAUACGUACACUCAGCCUUCUCUACUUUGAAGUCUUUGAUGUAACUCUGAUUGCUUUCCUUUUUUGUGUACUGUACGGUUCUCUUUGUUAAUGAAAUUCCUUUUUCACUCCAAAAAACAAAAAAUUGUCACUGUA